Messenger RNA from Cololabis saira (Pacific saury), 4829 nucleotides. Its product is annotated as sarcoplasmic/endoplasmic reticulum calcium ATPase 2-like. Gene Ontology annotation, molecular function: P-type calcium transporter activity; ATP hydrolysis activity; ATP binding. Bases 312 to 3437 code for a protein of 1041 amino acids. Gene Ontology annotation, biological process: intracellular calcium ion homeostasis; calcium ion transmembrane transport. Gene Ontology annotation, cellular component: membrane. The record is from RefSeq and is a predicted model, not a curated record. Lineage: Eukaryota; Metazoa; Chordata; Actinopteri; Beloniformes; Belonidae. The transcript is spliced from 20 exons.
CGCACAGCCGCGGACACGCAGGGCCACGGCAGACGGGAGCGGACCGACAACCACGCCGCCGCAAAACCUUCCCGGCCGUCAUUUUGGGGCAGAAAAAGAGAGACGAUUUCAACUCAACCUCGUGUAUAAAAAAGAUUUCCAUCCGAGGAAAAAUCUCCGUUUUUGUGGGGGGGACGGGACGGUAGGACCCAUUUCUGUCGGCAAACUCCUUCCCUUGAAAGUACUGACAAUUUCUAAGGGGCCACUGACUGCUUCUUCUUUUAUUUUAUUUUUUUUAUUACCAUUAUUUGUUCCGGGGUGAUCAGUGCGCCAUGGAGAACGCUCACACGAAGAGCGUGGAGGAAGUUUACAGUCAUUUCUGCGUCAACGAGAGCACCGGACUUUCUCUGGACGAGGUCAAGCGACUAAAGGAGAAAUGGGGCCUGAACGAGUUACCAGCGGAGGAAGGAAAGUCUCUAUGGGAGCUUGUCAUUGAACAGUUUGAAGAUUUACUUGUUCGAAUCCUUCUGCUGGCUGCGUGCAUAUCAUUCGUCCUGGCCUGGUUUGAGGAGGGAGAAGAAACCAUCACUGCGUUUGUUGAGCCUUUCGUAAUCUUGCUCAUUCUCAUCGCCAAUGCCAUUGUCGGAGUGUGGCAGGAACGCAACGCUGAAGACGCCAUUGAGGCCCUGAAGGAGUAUGAACCUGAGAUGGGGAAAGUGUACAGGCAGGACAGGAAAACCGUGCAGAGGAUCAAAGCCAAGGACAUUGUGCCUGGUGACAUCGUGGAGGUGGCUGUUGGAGACAAAGUGCCUGCUGAUAUCCGCAUCUGUUCAAUAAAAUCAACCACUCUGAGGGUCGAUCAGUCCAUUCUGACAGGUGAAUCUGUCUCAGUCAUCAAACACACUGACCCGGUGCCAGACCCUCGGGCAGUCAACCAAGACAAGAAGAACAUGCUCUUCUCUGGUACCAACAUUGCAGCUGGCAAGGCUGUUGGAGUGGUUGUGGCUUCUGGUGUUAACACAGAGAUCGGUAAGAUCCGUGACGAGAUGGCAGCCACAGAGCAGGAGAAGACUCCCCUGCAGCAAAAGCUGGAUGAAUUUGGUGAACAGCUGUCCAAGGUCAUUUCCAUUAUCUGCAUUGCCGUGUGGAUCAUCAAUAUCGGACACUUCAACGACCCCGUCCAUGGAGGUUCCUGGAUCCGCGGGGCUGUCUACUACUUCAAGAUUGCAGUGGCGCUAGCUGUAGCCGCUAUCCCUGAAGGUCUUCCUGCUGUGAUCACCACGUGCCUGGCCCUGGGUACUCGCCGUAUGGCCAAGAAGAACGCGAUUGUCCGCAGCCUGCCCUCUGUGGAGACCCUGGGCUGCACCUCUGUCAUCUGCUCUGACAAAACCGGCACCCUGACCACCAACCAGAUGUCCGUCUGCAGAAUGUUCAUUGUCAACAAGGCGGAAGGGAACAGCUGCUCUCUGUCAGAGUUCAACAUUACAGGUUCUACCUACGCACCUGAGGGAGACGUGUACCAUGAUGCCAAACAAGUGAGGAGCUCCCAGUAUGACGGUCUAGUUGAGCUGGCUACCAUCUGUGCUCUGUGUAACGACUCCUCGCUGGACUUCAAUGAGGUGAAGGGCGUGUACGAGAAGGUCGGUGAGGCCACCGAGACGGCGCUGACUUGUCUGGUGGAGAAGAUGAACGUCUUUGACACUGACGUUCACAACCUGUCCAAGAUUGACAGAGCCAACGCUUGCAAUUCAGUGAUCAAACAGCUGAUGAAGAAAGAGUGUACGCUGGAGUUUUCCAGAGACAGAAAGUCCAUGUCUGUCUACUGCACCCCAAACAAGUCUCGCUCUUCCAUCGGGAAGAUGUUUGUUAAGGGUGCUCCAGAGGGCGUCAUUGACAGAUGCAGCCAUGUAAGAGUUGGCAACAACAAAGUGCCUCUCACUGGAGCCAUUAAGGAGAAGAUUUUGUCUGUCAUUCGUGAAUAUGGGACAGGUCGUGACACCCUCAGGUGCUUGGCUCUGGCCACAAGAGACAACCCACCAAGAUUUGACGACAUGGUUCUGUCGGACACUAAUAAAUUCGUAGAAUACGAGACUGACCUCACCUUCGUCGGCUGCGUUGGCAUGCUGGACCCUCCCCGACAGGAGGUGGCCGCCUCCAUCAAGCUGUGCCGCCAGGCUGGCAUUCGCGUCAUCAUGAUCACCGGGGACAACAAGGGGACAGCUGUGGCCAUCUGUCGCCGCAUUGGCAUCCUGGGCGAGGACGAUGACGUCGAGCAUAAGGCCUUCACUGGACGCGAGUUUGAUGAACUGUCACCCUACGCCCAGAAGGAGGCUGUGACUCAUGCACGGUGCUUCGCCCGCGUCGAGCCCUCUCACAAGUCCAAGAUCGUCGAGUUCCUGCAAGGAUUUGAUGAAAUUACUGCCAUGACAGGAGAUGGAGUGAACGAUGCUCCUGCUCUGAAGAAGGCAGAGAUCGGCAUCGCUAUGGGCUCUGGCACUGCCGUGGCCAAGUCAGCCUCGGAGAUGGUCCUCGCUGAUGACAACUUCUCCUCCAUAGUGGCCGCCGUGGAAGAGGGCAGAGCUAUUUACAAUAACAUGAAGCAGUUCAUCAGAUACCUUAUCUCCUCCAAUGUGGGUGAGGUUGUCUGCAUCUUCCUCACCGCGGCUCUGGGCUUCCCUGAGGCUCUGAUCCCGGUUCAGCUGCUCUGGGUCAAUCUGGUAACAGACGGCCUCCCUGCCACCGCCCUCGGCUUCAACCCACCAGAUCUGGAUAUCAUGGAGAAGCCUCCUCGCAACGCCAAGGAGCCUCUGAUCUCUGGAUGGCUCUUUUUCAGAUACCUGGCCAUAGGAGGUUAUGUGGGGGCUGCCACCGUGGGAGCCGCUGCCUGGUGGUUCACCGUCUCUGAGGACGGACCACAGAUCACCUUGUACCAGCUGAGCCAUUUCCUCCAGUGUGCCCCGGACAACCCAGAUUUCGAUGGCUUGGACUGCCACGUGUUUGAGUCGCCCUACCCGAUGACCAUGGCCCUUUCCGUGCUCGUCACAAUUGAGAUGUGCAACGCGCUGAACAGUCUGUCAGAGAACCAGUCCCUGCUGCGGAUGCCUCCCUGGGAGAACAUCUGGCUGCUCGGAGCCAUCUGCCUCUCCAUGUCUCUGCACUUCCUUAUCCUCUAUGUGGAACCUCUACCUGUCAUCUUCCAGAUCACCCCUCUGGACACCACCCAGUGGAUGAUGGUGCUGAAGAUCUCGCUGCCUGUCAUCCUGCUGGACGAGCUGCUAAAGUUUAUGGCCAGGAACUACUCUGAUUUCGGUAAUCAGCUGGAGAAGCCGACCAGCAAAGGCUGCUCCCUGUCUGCAUGCACUGAGGGCAUCUCCUGGCCGUUCGUGGCCGUCUCCCUGCCCCUGGUGCUGUGGAUCUACAGCACCGACACUAACAUGACCGCCAUGUUGUGGCCCUGACUGACUCCAGAACACGACCCUCCCUGUGCACCAGUGUGAAGUGGACUUUUAACACACAUAUCCAACAAUUGCAUUAACCCUGAGUAACUCACUGUUAACAUCAGCUCUGAACCAGGUCAGAUCUGAUGUAUUUAAUAUAUUUCUUUUUUUUUUGUUUGUUUUGGGGGAGGGGUUUGGUCACAUUUAACAAUUUUAAUUAAUGUUACAUCUAAAUGUGUUAAUUUAUCAUCACCCUUAAUUCCUCUUUGACCCCUAUUGUGGACCAUCAGAAAAGCCCAUGGUGUUGGAGGUGUGUAUUGAACUGUACAGAGAAUUUACAAUAUUUUAUGAAAUUAAUAUUUUGUAACUUUGGGGAGGGGUUUUGGGGAUGAGAAUGCUCAGUGUAAAGAAGAUAACAUUUCUGAUGACCGAAGAGUAUAAUACUAAUUUGAGGGCAAAGACUUGAAUGAUUUGCCCUGGCACAAAUCUCUUAGAUUGUUUUUGUAAUUAUUAUUACUAUUAUUAUUAUUAUUAUUUUGUACUCCAUGUAUCUUCUUCAUUAACAGUUAUUUUCUGCAUUAGGCAGAGAACAGCUACCUCAAUGCUGUUAAUAAGACCAUAAGUACUAAUUAGUCUGAUCAGUUUUACAGAUUAUCAUUAGAAGUGUUGAGGUAAGCGCCAAUUUGUUUUACAGUUAAGAUAAAACUCUUUUUUUAUCAGUAGUUUCUUUUAUUAUUUAAGAGGAGGGAGGACAAUGGUGUGUUACCACUUUGAUUCAGAGCAGUUUUUGAUACAUUGUUUUCUCUUCUUUUUUUCCCCUUGAUUUUUCUUUUUUAAGUUUAAUUUUCAUAAGAUUCAGUCUUAGUUUUAUUCUUAUAUUUACAUCUGAAAGCCACUUCAUGUAGCAAUAUCAGUUCUGACCGGAUGGGAGCAACAUAUCUUGUAAAACGCAACACGGUGCACCCCCACCACCCCGACCCCACCCUGCAUCACCUUCAGCAGUCAACACAACACAGCCGCUCUUUACGCACCCCUUGUGGUCAGAAGAAGUACUGCUACAGGUUGGCUUUAAAUACAGUAGUCUUUGUAAUGUAUGUAAAAUGUGCACAUACUGUACUUGAAUAUGUAAAAAAAAAAAAAAAAAGAAAGAACCACCGAGAAGCUGUUAGCCUUAUCAACUGAGCACAACAUAAACAAGACUCUGAAAGGUUGAGACAAAUGUUCAUUAAGAGUUUGUAAAUCUGUAUAUAGCACAGAAACUAGAACCUAUGUGUAGUUCAAAAUGCUCCAUACAUUUACUCUAGUUUACUUAUGCAUGGACUUCUCCUUCUGCAUGUGUACGUCUACGAUGCCAGGCCAGUGAGGGCUUUGAGUGUUUUGGGGUUGGUUUUUUUUUUUUUUUUUUUGGUUUUU